AGAUGACAACGGGAACAUUUUGGACCCAGAUGAAACCAGCACCAUUGCCCUUUUCAAGGCCCAUGAAAUGGCCUCAAAAAGGAUUGAGGAAAAGAUCCAAGAAGAGAAGUCAGUUCUUCAGAACCUGGACUUGCGGGGCCAGUCUGUCUUCAGUGCCGUCCACACCUACGGCCUCUAUGUGAACUUCAAGAACUUUGUCUGCAACAUUGGGGAAGACGCCGAGUUGUUCAUGGCCCUCUAUGACCCGGACCAGUCCACCUUCAUCAGUGAGAAUUACCUAAUUCGUUGGGGCAGUAAUGGAAUGCCCAAGGAAAUCGAGAAGCUUAAUAACCUUCAAGCGGUUUUUACUGACCUCAGUAGCACAGACCUCAUCCGGCCCCGCAUCAGCCUUGUGUGCCAGAUUGUCCGGGUGGGCCACAUGGAGCUAAAGGAGGGCAAAAAGCACACGUGUGGGCUCCGAAGACCGUUUGGAGUAGCAGUGAUGGAUAUUACUGAUAUCAUCCAUGGGAAGGUGGAUGAUGAAGAAAAGCAGCAUUUUAUUCCCUUUCAGCAAAUUGCAAUGGAAACCUAUAUUCGGCAGAGACAGCUAAUCAUGUCGCCCCUGAUAACAUCCCAUGUGAUUGGGGAGAAUGAGCCACUCACUUCAGUCUUGAAUAAAGUGAUAGCAGCGAAGGAAGUGAAUCACAAAGGACAAGGACUUUGGGUAUCUUUGAAGCUUUUGCCAGGUGACCUCUCACAGGUUCAGAAGAAUUUUUCACACCUGGUGGAUAGAUCAACUGCAAUCGCCCGAAAAAUGGGCUUUCCUGAAAUAAUACUUCCAGGGGACGUGCGGAAUGAUAUUUAUGUCACUUUGAUCCACGGGGAGUUUGACAAAGGGAAAAAGAAGACGCCAAAGAACGUGGAGGUGACCAUGUCUGUGUACGAUGAGGAGGGCAAGCUCCUGGAGAAAGCAAUUCAUCCUGGUGCUGGAUAUGAAGGCAUUUCAGAGUACAAAUCAGUAGUCUAUUACCAAGUCAAGCAGCCCUGUUGGUAUGAGACUGUCAAGGUAUCCAUCGCUAUAGAAGAGGUUACUCGCUGCCAUAUAAGAUUUACCUUCCGACACAGGUCAUCUCAGGAAUCCAGAGAUAAAUCAGAGCGAGCCUUUGGCGUGGCCUUCGUGAAACUGAUGAACCCGGACGGUACCACUCUGCAGGAUGGGAGGCAUGAUCUGGUGGUUUAUAAGGGUGACAACAAGAAAAUGGAAGAUGCUAAGUUCUAUCUGACCCUGCCAGGAACUAAGGUAGAGAUGGAAGAAAAAGAGCUCCAAGCGUCCAAAACCCUGGCCAACUUUACCCCAAGCAAGGACAGCACAAAAGACAGCUUUCAGAUCGCCACCCUCAUUUGCUCCACAAAACUCACCCAGAAUGUUGACCUGUUGGGACUGUUAAAUUGGCGUUCGAACUCCCAGAACAUUAAACACAACUUAAAGAAGUUAAUGGAAGUGGAUGGAGGCGAGAUUGUUAAGUUUUUGCAAGAUACACUAGAUGCACUUUUUAACAUAAUGAUGGAAAUGUCAGACAAUGAAACCUAUGACUUCCUUGUGUUUGAUGCACUGGUAUUUAUUAUCUCACUGAUAGGAGACAUCAAGUUCCAGCAUUUUAAUCCUGUCCUUGAAACCUACAUCUACAAGCACUUCAGUGCCACUCUGGCAUAUGUGAAACUCUCCAAGGUACUGAACUUUUAUGUGGCUAAUGCAGAUGACUCCAGCAAGACAGAAUUGCUUUUCGCUGCUUUGAAAGCCCUGAAGUACUUGUUUCGAUUCAUCAUCCAAUCUAGGGUACUCUACUUGAGAUUUUAUGGCCAAAGCGAAGAUGGAGAUGAAUUUAAUAAUUCAAUCCGCCAGUUAUUUCUUGCUUUCAAUAUGCUAAUGGACAGGCCCCUGGAGGAAGCUGUCAAGAUCAAGGGGGCAGCUCUGAAGUACCUUCCUAGCAUCAUUAACGACGUCAAACUUGUGUUUGAUCCCGUGGAGCUCAGCGUGCUCUUCUGCAAGUUCAUUCAAAGCAUCCCUGACAACCAGUUAGUUCGCCAGAAACUGAACUGCAUGACCAAGAUAGUGGAGAGCAAUCUUUUCUGGCAGUCCGAGUGCAGAGAGGUGCUGCUGCCGCUGCUGAUAGACCAGCUCAGCGGCCAAUUAGAUGACAACUCCAGCAAGCCCGACCAUGAGGCCAGCUCGCAGCUCCUGAGCAACAUCCUGGAAGUGCUGGACAGGAAGGAUGUGGGCCCCACGGCGAUGCACAUCCAGCUGAUAAUGGAACGGCUGCUGAGAAGGAUUAACCGGACCGUGAUUGGGAUGAGCCGACAAUCUCCCCAUAUUGGGAGCUUUGUGGCGUGUAUGAUUGCGACCCUGCGGCAGAUGGAUGACAGUCACUACAGCCACUACAUCAGCACUUUCAAGACCAGACAAGACCUCGUUGAUUUCCUCAUGGAGACUUUCAUCAUGUUUAAGGAUCUGAUUGGAAAGAAUGUCUAUGCCAAAGACUGGAUGGUCAUGAAUAUGACACAGAGCAGAGUUUUCCUCCGUGCGAUAAAUCAGUUUACUGAGGUUCUCACAAAGUUCUUUAUGGAUCAGACAAGCUUUGAACUUCAGCUCUGGAACAAUUACUUCCAUUUGGCAGUAGCAUUUCUCACCCACGAGUCCCUUCAGCUUGAAAACUUCUCUCAAGCCAAGCGCAACAAAAUUGUCAAAAAAUACGGGGACAUGAGAAAGGAAAUCGGCUUCAGAAUCCGGGACAUGUGGUAUAACCUGGGUCCCCACAAAAUCAAAUUCAUCCCCUCCAUGGUGGGUCCUAUUCUGGAGGUCACCCUGACCCCUGAGGUCGAGCUCCGGAAAGCCACCAUCCCCAUUUUCUUUGACAUGAUGCAGUGUGAGUUCAACUUUAGCGGGAAUGGCAAUUUCCACAUGUUUGAGAAUGAGUUGAUCACAAAGCUGGACCAAGAGGUGGAAGGGGGCAGAGGAGAUGAACAAUACAAGGUCCUUCUGGAAAAACUGCUCCUAGAACAUUGCCGGAAACAUAAAUACCUCUCCACCUCUGGAGAAGUGUUCGCAUUCCUGGUCAGCAGCCUGUUAGAGCACCUGUUGGACUACAGAACCAUUAUCAUGCAUGACGAGAGCAAGGAGAACCGCAUGAGCUGUACUGUGAACGUGCUGAAUUUUUAUAAAGAAAAGAAGAGAGAGGACAUAUACAUAAGGUACUUGUACAAGCUGCGGGAUUUGCACCGAGACUCUGAAAACUACACAGAAGCCGCCUAUACCCUCCUCCUACAUGCUGAGCUGCUGCAGUGGUCUGAUAAGCCCUGUGUACCCCAUUUGCUUCAGAGGGACAGUUACUAUGUCUAUACCCAGCAAGAGCUUAAAGAGAAGCUGUAUCAAGAAAUCAUAUCAUACUUUGACAAAGGCAAAAUGUGGGAGAAGGCCAUCAAACUGAGCAAAGAGUUGGCUGAGACUUAUGAGAGCAAAGUAUUUGACUACGAGGGCCUCGGCAACCUGCUGGUGAGUCCGGCCUCGUUUUAUGAGAACAUCAUUAAAGCAAUGAGGCCUCAGCCUGAAUACUUUGCUGUUGGCUACUACGGACAGGGCUUUCCUUCUUUCCUUCGGAACAAAAUCUUCAUCUACCGGGGGAAGGAGUACGAGAGGCGAGAAGACUUCAGCCUGAGGUUGCUGACCCAGUUCCCCAAUGCCGAGAAGAUGACCAGCACCACGCCCCCGGGAGAGGACAUCAAGUCGUCCCCAAAGCAGUACAUGCAGUGUUUCACCGUAAAGCCGGUGAUGAGCCUGCCGCCCAGCUACAAGGACAAACCAGUUCCAGAGCAGAUCUUAAACUACUAUAGAGCCAAUGAAGUGCAGCAGUUCAGAUAUUCCAGGCCAUUCUGGAAAGGAGAGAAGGAUCCAGACAAUGAAUUUGCUACCAUGUGGAUCGAAAGGACCACGUAUACAACCGCGUACACCUUUCCUGGGAUUCUCAAGUGGUUUGAAGUCAAACAAAUUUCAAUGGAGGAAAUCAGUCCCCUGGAGAAUGCCAUAGAAACCAUGGAACUCACCAAUGAGAAGAUCAGCAACUGUGUCCAGCAGCAUGCCUGGGACCGAGCCCUCUCUGUGCACCCUCUCUCCAUGCUGCUCAGUGGCAUCGUGGACCCGGCUGUCAUGGGGGGCUACUCCAACUAUGAAAAGGCAUUUUUUACAGAAAAGUACUUGCAGGAGCAUCCCGAAGACCAGGAGAAGAUUGAGCUGCUAAAACGACUGAUAGCAUUGCAGAUGCCCCUGCUGACAGAGGGGAUCCGCAUCCACGGGGAGAAGCUGACAGAGCAGCUAAAGCCACUGCAUGACCGGUUGUCUUCUUGUUUCCGGGAACUCAAGGAGAAAGUGGAAAAGCUCUACGGUGUCAUAACGCUGCCACCCACCUUGACUGAGAGGAAGCAAAGCCGUACAGGGUCUAUUGUACUACCCUACAUCAUGUCAUCUACGCUGCGGAGAUUGUCCAUCACCUCAGUGACUUCCUCGGUGAUUUCCACCUCUUCUAACUCAUCCGAUAAUGCUCCUUCCAGACCAGGAUCUGAUGGGUCAAUCCUGGAGCCACUUAUGGAGCGCAGGGCUUCGUCAGGUGCCAGAGUUGAAGAUCUGCCCCUCAAAGAGGACAGUGAGAACCGGAUCAGCAAGUUCAAGAGAAAAGAUUGGAGCCUCAGCAAGUCCCAGGUCAUUGCAGAGAAAGCGCCAGAACCUGAUCUGAUGAGCCCAGCCCGAAAAGCGCAAAGACCAAAGAGUCUCCAGUUGUCGGACAAUCGGCUGACGCCAUUUCAUGGUUCUUCACCUCCUCAGUUGACGCCCUUGAGCCCACCUCCACUCACUCCUAAAGCCACCAGGACCCUAAGCUCCCCAUCUUUGCAGACAGAUGGGCUGAUGACUACUACUGUCCCGCCUCCCCCUCCCCCCAAAAGCAAGCCCUACGAGAGCAGCCAGAGGAACUCCGCGGAGAUUGCCCCUCCACUUCCGGUCCGCAGAGAAGCCAAAGCCCCACCCCCACCACCUCCCAAAGCUCGGAAAUCUGGCUUCCUUUCUUCUGAGCCCGGAUCCCAGUAAGGAUCUUGCCACCCUGUCUCCGGAACUCUGAACACCUUGAACAGCUGAGAGGAGGCCCUGUCCUCAUUCCCCAGGGCCUCUGGCUGACCCCCCACCC
Neomonachus schauinslandi (Hawaiian monk seal) is the source of this 5210-nucleotide messenger RNA. RefSeq names its product dedicator of cytokinesis 5 (gene DOCK5). Bases 68 to 5113 code for a protein of 1681 amino acids. Gene Ontology annotation, molecular function: small GTPase binding; guanyl-nucleotide exchange factor activity; GTPase activator activity. Lineage: Eukaryota; Metazoa; Chordata; Mammalia; Carnivora; Phocidae. The record is from RefSeq and is a predicted model, not a curated record. The transcript has 46 exons. Gene Ontology annotation, cellular component: cytoplasm; plasma membrane. Gene Ontology annotation, biological process: small GTPase-mediated signal transduction; cell migration.